Messenger RNA from Diaporthe citri, 618 nucleotides. RefSeq lists its product as uncharacterized. The transcript is spliced from 2 exons. Gene Ontology annotation, biological process: aromatic amino acid catabolic process; L-tyrosine biosynthetic process. The record is from RefSeq and is a predicted model, not a curated record. Bases 1 to 618 code for a protein of 205 amino acids. Lineage: Eukaryota; Fungi; Ascomycota; Sordariomycetes; Diaporthales; Diaporthaceae. Gene Ontology annotation, molecular function: L-2-aminoadipate:2-oxoglutarate transaminase activity; aromatic-amino-acid:2-oxoglutarate transaminase activity.
AUGUCUUCGGCAAAAGCACAAGGCCUGAAAACACUUGGUAUCGAAAUGGACGACCUGGGCCUGGUGCCUGAAGACCUUGACCAGAAGUUAGAGAACUGGGGUCGCGCAAGCGGGAGAAAGCCAUUCGUACUCUACAUGAUACCGACAGGUCAAAAUCCCACCGGCACGACGCAGAGCCUGCAACGUCGAAAGGCCAUAUACGACAUUGCCGAGCGACAUGACCUUUACAUACUUGAGGAUGACCCUUAUUACUUCCUUCAAGUACACCACGCCGCCUCAGGCUUGAAGAACAAACCGCGGGUUGGAGUUGAGACAGCUGAAGAGUACAUCAAGUCACUCCCCGCCUCGUACCUCUCCAUGGAUACUUCUGGCCGUGUUCUCCGUAUGGACACCGCGUCCAAGAUCCUGGCCCCCGGCCUGAGGAUCUACAAGAGAGCCCAUGACAACGGUGUCCUGGUUAGCAAAGGAAGCUGGUUCAGUUCCGAUGUUGACGCGACAGAUGAAAUCUACUUCCGCCUGACGUUUGCUACGGCACCGGCCAAGGAACUGGCUGAAGCUGUUGAAAGGUUCGCAGACGCAGUGCGGUCAGAGGUUCUUCAUGAUCAAAGUCUCCAUUAG